CUUCAUCACAGUGCAACGGAUUCAGUGCUAUUGCUAAGCCAUAUCCAUGGCUUCUUCAGAGGGAAUGAGUUUGGGGCAAAGGGUAUCUGAAAAGGUUAUUUCUUUAUACAAUUCUCUUCCAAAAAAAGGAAAACCUCAAGGUCGUGAAGUCACUGUUUUGGCUGCUUUUCUUCUCUCUUCUCCUUCCAAUGAGUUGAAGGUUGUUGCACUUGGAACUGGAACAAAGUGUAUUGGACGUUCUCUUUUGCGUCCUUUUGGUGAUGUUGUUCAUGAUUCUCACGCUGAAGUUAUAGCUAGAAGAGCUUUGAUCAGGUUCUUCUAUACACAGAUUCAAUAUCUUUCUGAAACUAGUAACAAGUCUGCACCUAGCAGUGGAGGCAAACGGUUGAAAGUUGAUGAUAGCAACUUAGCGUUUGAGUUGGACACAGGGUGUCUUAAUAGAAGGAAAUAUACCUUGAGAAAGGGUUGGAAAUUACAUAUGUACAUAUCACAGUUACCAUGUGGAGAUGCUUCACUGAGCUCGCUUGUCACUCCUUCGGAAAGUGUGCCUUUAAGAGAAAGUGAUUCACAUUCAUCAUUAAUUCAUUGUUCAAAACAAAUGGGGAUGGUCCAGAGGAAGCCAGGCCGUGGAGAUACGACCCUGUCAGUUAGUUGUUCUGACAAGAUCGCACGUUGGAACGUUGCUGGUGUUCAAGGAGCAUUGCUUUCCUACUUUCUCCAACCUGUAUAUCUUUCGUCAAUUACUGUUGGUCUUCCCCAUAACAGUCCUGAAAGUUUUCAUUUCGAAGAUAAUUUGAAAAGAGCUUUGUAUGAUCGUAUCGCACCUUUGGAGAACGAGCUUACAUCUCCAUUUGUAGUGAACCAGCCGCUAUUUCAGGCUGCACCGGUACCACCAAAGGAUUUUCAACAAUCCGAGAGUUCGGCUAAUAAUUUAACAUGCGGGUAUUCUAUAUGUUGGAAUGAAUGUGGCUUGCAUGAAGUUACUCUUGGAACUACUGGAAGAAAGCAAGGAACUUCUGCAAAAGGGGCACUCUACCCAUCAACAGAGUCAUUGUUAUGCAAAAAGAGGUUGUUAGAGGUUUUCUUGUCUCUGAGAAAAGAGUGUUUGACAGAGUGCCUUGACAACGAGAUUACGUACCGAGAACUUAAGGAUGGAGCUGAAGAAUAUCAUUUAGCUUCCAAGAUUUUUAAAGGGAAACCACCUUUUAGCAACUGGUUCGUGAAACCGUUGGACUGUGAGAAAUUCUCCAUUUCAAAAUAAUUAUACAUCUAAGCUUCGUUUGUGAGGGUGGUUUUGGAGGAAAGAAAAGGGAUAGUCUCAAACAUAGCCUAAAUUACGUAUCUCAAGCUGAAAAUAUAUUUUUGGUUAUGCUAAUUGAAUUGCAUGCAAAAAAUAUUGUUUUAAUUUGAAUGUAACAUUUCCAUUGUAUACUACCAAAUAGGGCAAAAUUAAGUUGGACAAUUAUGUAAAUGCUCUUAAUGUUUUUAAAGACUUCUGUUUUGAAUUUACCAUGUGUGAAAUGAACAUCUAAGGAGCUUUAUUUGUGAUACUCUA
Cicer arietinum (chickpea) is the source of this 1555-nucleotide messenger RNA. RefSeq names its product tRNA-specific adenosine deaminase TAD1. Gene Ontology annotation, cellular component: nucleolus; cytoplasm. Lineage: Eukaryota; Viridiplantae; Streptophyta; Magnoliopsida; Fabales; Fabaceae. The record is from RefSeq and is a predicted model, not a curated record. Gene Ontology annotation, molecular function: tRNA-specific adenosine deaminase activity; double-stranded RNA adenosine deaminase activity; adenosine deaminase activity. Gene Ontology annotation, biological process: RNA processing; adenosine to inosine editing.